Molecule: messenger RNA, 1515 nt
Organism: Aspergillus nomiae NRRL 13137
Lineage: Eukaryota; Fungi; Ascomycota; Eurotiomycetes; Eurotiales; Aspergillaceae
Exons: 5
Coding region: 1-1515 (504 amino acids)
Biological process (GO): positive regulation of transcription by RNA polymerase II
Cellular component (GO): nucleus
Molecular function (GO): transcription cis-regulatory region binding; DNA-binding transcription factor activity
Source: RefSeq, a predicted model, not a curated record
AUGUCCACACAGCUCUCUUCAGAGCCCUCCCAUUGCUUUGAUCUCACUGCUUCUGCAAACCAACGUCUACAUGCUUUAGCUAUCACAGCAUGCGAAGCUGAUCAGUUAACGCAUGAUGUUUCAAGUCUAACUGGACCUGCAUAUAGAGAAGAUGAGUCGUUGCAGGAUUCGGUUACAAGUGGAUUCAGCCCCCAGCUACCAGAUGAAUCCGAUACAAGCUUUCAGGCCCAUGCUCUGUCUGUGUCGGGGAGCCCAGAGGAAAUAGGUUACCGUGACAGUAGCGAGGGGACCAAUUCUUGCAGUGUACCAGUUCAGUCUGGAUACAGCCCUACUCCCACUUCUAGCGAUGCGGCCCUCGAACCAUUUGAGAGCGUACAAGAAGCCUGUCUUCUGCGGUACUUUAUCGAGGAACUUUCUCCCUGGUUUGACGUCUGUGAUGACAGGAGACAUUUUCAAGUAGUGGUUCCGUACCGCGCCCGAUAUUGCCCUCCACUUCGGAAUGCUAUCUAUGCUGUCGCAUCGCGCCACCUCAGUCGUUUGCCGCAGUACAGAACAUCCAGAGGACCGAGCUAUCAAGGACAGGUUCUUCCCCAUCUGUCGACGUCUACCGCGGUUGAGUAUAUGCUAGAAUGCAUACCCGCGCUCUUAGACUUCCAUAAGGUUUGUGACCGAGAAUACCAAGAGAACAUUAUGGCAGCUGCCGUGAUCCUGCGACAAUAUGAAGAGAUUGAAGAGGAGGAGGAGAUUGAUACCAGCACUGGAGCUCGCGACCAGCAGCCCGUUAAUUUCCUUGCCAUCAUACAGGCCAUCAUAGAGACCACUGUCUCAAUACCUGCGCAUCACAGCUUCGCCAAUGCUGUCUUCUGGAUAGCUAUUAGGCAGGAGAUCUACUAUGCAUUAGCUAUGCAGCGAUUCCCCCGAAUGACCCCCGACCAAGAUAAGCGCCAGAGUGCCUCCUCUGCCAACAAACUGAUAUUAUUUGCCGGAGAUGUAACGAGAUGGUGGCUGGGGGACAGGUCGCCACUAGACUGGGCCGUGUUAAAGGAAAAACUGCACUCGAUCACCACAGAACUUAUGCCUGAGUUCGUUCCCAUCCUAGACAAAAAGGCCGAUAAGGCCAAGGGGGAGAUAUUUUCGACUGUGUGGUACUGCUCAAGUGCACAAGUAUUUGGCGCCCAGCACUAUGAAAUCGCUCGAAUGAUCUUGAUCGCGGAAAACCCUAAUAUUAGAAACGAUCCGCAUUGCCGCAUUGCACACCGCAAGGUUGAGGCACAAGUCAGAUCGAUAGUGCUCAACAUUUGCGGGAUUGGUCUCAGCCACCAGAGCCUCUCGCCCGCCCUGGUUAAUGCAGUGAUUAGCAUCAUACUUUACGGCGAGUAUUUCACUGAUCCGAGGGAACGAGAAGCACUGGAGGCUGUUAUUGAGAAGACUAAGGCCAUCCAUGCCUGGCCUAUGAGGAAAUUGCAUCAUGCGGUGAAGGCCAAAUGGGAGUUUAUUGAUAGCGAAGACUAUUGA